AUGUCGAUCUCCGGGGCCGGAACUACACUGUUAGACGGUAAAGUAGAUUGCUUUGUCGAUUUCCAAGGCAAGCCAUCCAUCAGAUCCUCCUCUGGUGGAUGGAGAUCCUCUGGCUUCAUCAUUGGUGCCGAAGUGGCGGAGAAAUUCGCCUACUUGGGGAUAGCAUCGAAUCUGAUAACUUACUUGACGGGGCCGUUAAAGGAGUCAACGGCGGCUGCAGCAUCAAACGUGAACCUCUGGCUCGGAACGGCAGCGUUUUUGCCUCUGAUAUGGGGUUCUAUCGCCGACUCAUUUCUCGGCCGUUUCCGUACCAUCCUCUUAACCUCUUCUCUCUAUAUCUUGGGACUCGGGUUGCUUACGUUUUCAGCGACGAUUCCUUCUCUUUGUAAAGAUCAAGAAACACUUGUUGACUCGUGUGUUUCUCGGCACAAAGUAACCAUCUUUUUCUGUGCUCUCUAUCUAAUAGCGUUAGGCGAAGGAGGUUUCAAGGUAUGUCUUAGAGCUUUUGGAGCAGAUCAGUUUGAUGAACAAAACCCUAAAGAAUCCAUAGCCAAGAGCGUUUACUUUAACUGGUCGUAUUUUGCAAGAUCAACUGGCAUAUUAGCCACUCGACUGAUCUCGAAUUAUGUCCAAGAGAAUCUGAGUUGGGCUUUAGGAUUUGGGAUUCCAUGUCUUUCAAUGAUGCUUGCUCUGUUUUUGUUUUUACUUGGAACCAACACUUACCGCUUCAGCACCGGAGGAGAAGGAAGACAAGGUAGAAUGCAUAAUAACCCUUUUGUAAGAAUUGGCCGUGUUUUCGUCGCUGCUGCGAAAAACCCGCGACAAACUCCUUCUGACACCUCUCUUCUUCUGCCUAACGAAACUUCGAAGAAAUUCAGAUUCUUAGACAGAGCGGCGAUUUCGUGUGAUUUAGCUGAAGUUGAGGAAACAAAAGCUGUGUUGAGUCUCAUUCCAAUCUGGAUGUGUUGUCUAGUGUUUGGCAUUGUGUAUGCACAAUCUCCUACUUUCUUCACAAAGCAAGGAUCCACAAUGGACAGAUCAAUCACAUCAACACUCUUAGUCCCUGCAGCAACACUCCAAUGUUUCAUAAAUCUAUCAAUCCUCGUCUUCAUCCCAAUAUACGACCGUUUAUUCGUCCCAAUCGCAAGAUCAAUCACUCAUAAACCAGCGGGAAUCACAACGCUUCAGAGAAUUUCCACCGGCAUUUUCCUCUCAAUUCCUUCAUUGGGAAUAGCUGCUUUGGUCGAGAUGAAAAGACUCAAGACCGCUCGAGACCAUGGGCUAGUUGACUCGCCUAAAGCCACAGUUCCAAUGAGUAUUUGUUGGCUGAUUCCACAGUAUGUUCUCUAUGGAGUCUCUGACGUUUUCACUAUGGUUGGUUUACAAGAAUUCUUUUACGGACAAGUCCCGGUCGAGCUAAGAAGCUUAGGACUUUCUUUGUACCUUAGCGUAGUCGGCAUAGGCAACUUCUUGAGUAGCUUCAUGGUAUCCAUUAUCGAGAAAGCCACGAGUCAGUCUGGUCAAGUGAGUUGGUUUGCUAAUAACCUGAACCAGGCACAUCUUGAUUACUUCUAUUGGCUACUUGCUUGUCUCAGCUCGGUGGCCUUCGUCUCCUUUGUCUAUUUCGCCAAGUCGUAUGUGUACAACAGCCCAAAGUAA
This is a messenger RNA of Arabis nemorensis, 1659 nucleotides long. The record is from the annotation of a GenBank genome assembly. Lineage: Eukaryota; Viridiplantae; Streptophyta; Magnoliopsida; Brassicales; Brassicaceae.